CAGGACCACACGUGUCUGUCCUGGCCAGGACACCCGGCAGCGUGCCCAGCCAUGGCCAGGCGCCUUCGGCAUCGGUCCAGCGUCGCGGCUGUAAAACUCCCACAGUGCUGAGCAAACAGAAGGGCCGGGGCAAUGUCUGACCGCCGCCCCUUGCGCGGCUGAGCACAGGGACCGGCACGGCCCCUCCGACGUCACCUCUCCCUCUUCUGUCCCCCAGACUCGGCGGCGGGUGAGCAGCUGGGGACACGCAGCGAGGCCCCAGGGGACACCAGGGCCAUGGCAGCCCAGCCUGGUGGGGGCCAGAAGCCCUUCCACGUCGUCUCGCCCAUCCUGGAGAGCCUGCCCCUCUCCAAGGCAGCGGGCACCAAGGUCUUCAUGAAGCUGGAGAACGUCCAGCCCACGGGCUCCUUCAAGAUCCGGGGCAUCGGGCACCUCUGCCAGGAGGCUGCCAAGAAGGGCUGCCGCCAAUUCGUCUGCUCCUCAGGGGGGAACGCUGGUCUGGCAGCAGCAUAUGCAGCCAAGAAGCUGGGGCUGCCCAUCACCGUGGUGAUCCCCAGCACCAGCGGCCCCAUCCCCAAGCGCAAGCUGGAGGAGCUGGGGGCGACCGUGGAGGUCUAUGGCAAGGCGUUUGAUGAUGCAAACAAGAGAGCCCAGGAGCUGUUGAAGAUGGAGGGCUGGGUCAGCAUCCACCCCUUUGAUGACCCCUUGGUGUGGCAGGGUCACACCAGCCUGGUCUGGGAGCUGAAGGACUCUCUGGAGACCAAACCAGAUGCCAUCGUGCUGUCGGUGGGUGGUGGGGGGCUGCUGGCUGGUGUUGUGGAGGGUCUGCACCAGGUGGGCUGGCAGGACAUCCCCAUCAUCGCUGCUGAGACCCACGGAGCCCACAGCUUCCACGAGGCACUGCAAGCUGGCCGGCUGGUCACCCUGCCUGAGAUCACCAGUGUGGCCAAGUGCCUGGGAGCCAAGACAGUGGCAGCGCGGGCGCUGGAGUGCGCCCAGGAGUGCCAGAUCAUCUCCCAGGUGGUGGAGGACAGAGAGGCUGUGAGGGCUGUGGAGCAGUUCCUGGAUGACGAGAGGAUGCUGGUGCAGCCGGCGUGCGGGGCCGCCCUGGCCACGCUCUACACGGGGCGGCUGCAGCGGCUGCAGCGAGAGGGGAAGCUGCGGACCCCGCUGGGCUCCGUGGUGGUCGUGGUCUGCGGGGGCGGCAACAUCAACACGGCACAUCUGCGAGCCCUGAAGAGCCAGCUGGGGAUGGAGUGACACCCACCCCGAGGCAGGGGACGCGACAGAGCCUGGCUGGCACCCUGUGCUUGCUUUCCCUCCGAAAUAACCAAAAUAAAGCCUGGUGGACGCAGGGCUCGACUCCUCCCACAGCCUUCUCCAGCACGCAGCGUCCAUGCAGGGAUGGGGAAACCGAGGCACGAGGGGCAGACGAGCCUGGGGCUCACAUUGCAGGCAGGGCUGGAGCCGGGGUCCUUCCUCUGCUGAGAGCAGGACUGGCGUCCACACAUCCCACUCUUCCGCUGGGACAUGCCAGGUAUUCUCCCCUACACCCCCCCAACCCUCCAUCCCCCUCCUCCUGUCCCUCCCCUGCUCCUCCCCGGGCUGUUUGGGCUGGAACUCCCCACCUCGAUUAGCAAGCGCUCCCUCUCUGACUAAUUGCUUUGCUACUGUCUUUAUGCAUUAUUAUUCUAAUGAUUAUUAAUUAUUACACUCCUCUGCCGUUCCUGCCGUGCUGGCUGCGGUCAGACAAGAACAAGGCGCGCGGCCGCGCUUGUUACGGUGAUUUAUGGGCGGAGAUCCCUGGCCAGGUUUAACACCCUCAGGUUCCAAGGUGCUCCAACACAUGUAGGGAUGUGUGUACUCCAUCCUGGACCCCCUAAGAUUCUGGUUUUUUCUACUCUUUUUCCCAUCCCCUCCCUUUCCCCCACGCUUUCCUGCUCUCCCCCAUUCCCGCUCUGUACUGCUGUGUUUGCUUUUAACUCUUUGCUAUGGCACCUCCUGGGGUUUUUUGUGUCCUCCCAACAUUUCUCCCCCUUCCUUCCUCCCCUUCCCGUGCAAUGUGGGGUCUUGCUCCCUGUGGGCUUCCCCAGCUUCAGCUGGUUCCUCCACAGAGCCUGUGCCCUGAGCAUCACCCAGUGAUGUUGGGCAGGGUGCCCCAAAACCCUUCUCACCCUCCUCCUUCUCCCUUUUGGAGCAGAGGGGGCCCAGCCCCAGGACCAGCUCUGUCCCCCAGAUCACUGACAUCCCCCCACAAAGCCCUUUCCCCUGCCCUGGCUGCCAGGUCGCCAGAAACACCCUCCUUGCCUUUGGCCCCUUGCCCCCCCCAUACCACCCACCAGCCAGGCCACCUCCCCCAGGUGCUUCUUGGAGGCCAAACCCCCAUAAAUCAAAACUCUGCUGCUCCAUCGUGAGCAAUGUCUUAUGUAAAAAGGUGUUCCCAGGGAGCACCGAAGGCUGUAGAAUCCUAUUACGAGGCACACUAUUAAUUAUAAGGAGUCAGCCCAGCCUACUCCAGCUAUUUUUUAUCCCAGGUCCAAAACCUGAUUACUUUCCACCUUCUGCAGACCUUCCCCUUCCAAAAAAAGCCAAUGACAACAACAACAACAA
Molecule: messenger RNA, 2610 nt
Organism: Lepidothrix coronata (blue-crowned manakin)
Lineage: Eukaryota; Metazoa; Chordata; Aves; Passeriformes; Pipridae
Gene: SDSL
Product: serine dehydratase like
Exons: 8
Coding region: 277-1260 (327 amino acids)
Biological process (GO): L-threonine catabolic process; L-serine catabolic process
Molecular function (GO): threonine deaminase activity; L-serine ammonia-lyase activity; pyridoxal phosphate binding
Source: RefSeq, a predicted model, not a curated record